AUGUCUUCCAAAGUUGCUUUCGUUCUCUGCGCUUCAGCGCUUUUGGUGCAGGCUGCCUUUGGGCAGUACAUCCCCGAAAUCAUCAUCAGCGGUGGCGGCUCUGCCAGUGCCUCUGCUAGUGCCAGUGCCAGUGCUACCAGUCUGGGCGGAGGCUUGGCCUAUGGCUCUGGCUUAGCGAGCGGUGUUGGCUUGGCCAGCGGACUUGGCUUGGCCAGCGGACUUGGCUUGGCGAGCGGUUAUGGCUCGGCUGGACUUGGAUUGGGAGCCGGUACUGUGGGAUAUUCUGGCGCUGCAGCCGGUGCUGGAGCUAGCGGCAUUGUUGUUGGAGGUGGAAGAAGCGUGGCCGUCACCCCUCUUCUCGUCACUGCCAUCUCCCCCAUCGGUCCCAGCGGUCUUGCCGUCGCUUCUGAGAACGCCAUCGAAGGAAACCUGCUGGUGACCGGUCAGCUGCCGUUCCUGAGCGCUGUGGCCUUCGAAGGCGCCCUGCCCACUGCUGGGUCUGGUGUGGCCACUUGUGGAUGCGGCAGUGGACAGGUCGGCAUUGUCAGCGAAGGUUUCGGCCGUCCUAACAUCUACUACUGA
Messenger RNA from Ostrinia nubilalis (European corn borer), 582 nucleotides. Its product is annotated as chorion class CB protein M5H4-like. Gene Ontology annotation, biological process: chorion-containing eggshell formation; multicellular organism development. The record is from RefSeq and is a predicted model, not a curated record. Lineage: Eukaryota; Metazoa; Arthropoda; Insecta; Lepidoptera; Crambidae. Gene Ontology annotation, molecular function: structural constituent of egg chorion. Gene Ontology annotation, cellular component: egg chorion. The transcript has 3 exons. The coding region runs from base 1 to 582 and encodes 193 amino acids.